Manis pentadactyla (Chinese pangolin) is the source of this 2435-nucleotide messenger RNA. RefSeq names its product plasminogen activator, urokinase (gene PLAU). The record is from RefSeq and is a predicted model, not a curated record. Gene Ontology annotation, biological process: fibrinolysis; regulation of cell adhesion mediated by integrin; plasminogen activation. Gene Ontology annotation, molecular function: serine-type endopeptidase activity. The coding region runs from base 180 to 1481 and encodes 433 amino acids. The transcript has 11 exons. Lineage: Eukaryota; Metazoa; Chordata; Mammalia; Pholidota; Manidae.
CGGUGAUGGCGGUGGGGCGGGGCCAGGGCCGGGACCGGUCCUAAUAUAGAGCCCGUCCUCAGGCUCGAAGCACAGCGGGCGAGCAGCACAGCUCGGACGCUGGGACCCCAGAGCCCCGCUGAGUGUCAGUGUCCACCUGCCGCCGCCGAGCCUCUGUCUAGAGCGCCAGCCUCGCCACCAUGAGAAACCUGCUGAUGUGCCUGCUCUUCUGUGCCGCUGUCGUGAACGACUCUAAAGGCAGCAAUGAACUUCAUGGAGUGUCUGGUGCAUCAAACUGUGGCUGUCUGAAUGGAGGAACAUGUGUGUCAUACAAGUACUUCUCCAACAUUCGGCGAUGCAACUGCCCAAAGAAAUUCCAAGGGGAACACUGUGAGAUAGAUACAUCAAAAACCUGCUUUCAGGGGAAUGGACACUCUUACCGAGGGAAGGCCAACACUGACAUCAUGGGCCGGCCCUGCCUGGCCUGGAACUCUGCUGCCAUCCUUCUGAAAACAUACCAUGCCCACAGACCUGAUGCUCUUCACCUGGGCCUGGGGAAACACAAUUAUUGCAGAAACCCCGACAACCGGAAGCGGCCCUGGUGCUAUGUGCAGGUUGGCUUCAAGCAGCAAAUAGAAGAGUGCAUGGUGCAUGACUGCUCUUUUGGAAAAAAUCCCUUAUCUCCUCCAGAAAAAACAGAGUUUCAAUGUGGCCAGAAGGCUCUGAGGCCCCGCUUUAAGAUCAUUGGCGGGGAAACCACCACCAUUGAGAACCAGCCCUGGUUUGCAGCCAUCUACAGGAAGCACCGUGGAGGCUCUGUCACCUACGUGUGCGGUGGCAGCCUCAUCAGUCCUUGCUGGGUGGUCAGCGCCACGCACUGCUUCAUUAAUUACCAAAAGAAGGAGGACUACGUAGUCUACCUGGGUCGAUCAAAGCUUAACUCCGUCACACCUGGGGAGAUGAAGUUCGAGGUGGAAAAGCUCAUUUUGCAUGAGAACUAUAGUGCUGACACACUCGCUCACCACAAUGAUAUUGCCUUGCUGAAGAUCAAGUCCACCCAGGGCCAGUGUGCACAGCCAUCCCGGUCCAUACAGACCAUCUGCCUUCCCCCAGCAUAUGAUGAUGCCCGUUUUGGCACAAGCUGUGAGAUCACUGGCUUUGGAAAAGAGAAUUCCACUGAUUAUUUCUACCCAGAGCAGCUGAAAAUGACUGUUGUGAGAUUGGUCUCCCACCAGGAAUGUCAGCAGCCCCACUACUAUGGCUCUGAAGUCACCACCAAAAUGCUGUGUGCUGCUGACCCACAGUGGGAAACGGAUUCCUGCCAGGGAGAUUCUGGGGGGCCCCUAGUCUGCUCUACACAAGGCCGCCUGACUCUGACUGGGAUUGUGAGCUGGGGCCGUGGAUGUGCCAUGAAGGACAAGCCAGGCGUCUACACAAGGGUCUCACGCUUCCUGCGCUGGAUCCGAAUUCACACUGCCGAAGCGAAUGGCCUAGCCCUCUGAGGGCCCCCAGGGAGCCUCAGGAGCAGAGGGGCACCACCCUCUCCCAUGCUGACCGUCACAUUUGCCGCAGGGCUGUCUGCACGGGCUAUAGUAAGGGAUAGCCCGAGGAAGACAGGUUCUGCAGGCCUGGUGUUGUUUGUGCUGCCCACCAGGCUGAGCAACAUCCGCUUUGCCUGCAGAUACGGGCCUGGGUGCUGGAUGCCCAGAUACCCACUGUCCAGGAUGGAGGCGUGGCCCUGACCCAGGAUGGUAUUGACCAUUAUUUUGUCUUUUUCUGGCCUGAAGCCUCCUGGAGUUAGAAAUGGCCUCUCCUAUGCAUGGGUGGAAGGAGAGCUAGCUCCCCCAACAGUGGUCAUUCACGCAGGCCACUGUUGGGAAAUGAAUAAUUUCCCAGUUAGGAAGUAUAAGAGAACUGAGGUCUCUUGAGGGAGGCUGGCCAGUGUGGGAACAGUGGUUUGAGGAAUUAGAGACACUAAUGACUUGAGGGAAGGGCUCUGACAUUCCAUGAAUGUAUCAGAAAAUAUUAUAUAUGUGUCUGUAUGCUUGCACAGUUGUGUGCAGACUGUGUGUCAGUGUGAGUGAGUAAGAGCUGGGCUCCCUGUGUCUAAUUGCAAGUCUAGAUAUUUCCCUAAGUUGUAUGGACUGUGAUGCCCCUAGAAUGAUCUGGAGAGGUCGUGGUCAUUUCUGGGGCACCUUGGGUCUCCCAUGUGAUGAUGCCUAUGGAUGCAUCCUUCCAGGGCAUGGCCAAAACUAAAUUUUCACUUUCACAUACAUGUCCCUUUCUUGGCCAGUUAUCCUUUUUGACCGUCCAGCUGAGAUCAUCCAACCCUCACUGAGUGGGGUGAGGACCACUCUUGUACACUGAAUAUUUAAUAAUUAUAUUCUGCUAUUUUUAUUUAUAUCUAUUUUUGUAAUUUUGAAUAAAUAUGAUCAAUAAAACAUGAUUUUUCUGAA